CGGGCCAACCAGGAAUUUUUGAGCAACUGCAGCUUGCUUCCCAAGAGCCUCGACGCCUCGGGACGCUCCAUCUGCACUGCACUGCCUGCACUGCCUGCGCCGCCUGCACUGGAACCCGUGUUGCCAAGUAAAGGGUGCACCGUCUCUCUAGCUCUGGGUAGUGGCAUGGUGAUCGACCGAUCGAUCAUGAAGACGUCGCAGUUCCGGACGGCCCUGCGCCUCCUGACGCGGCCCAGCACCAGCACCAGCACCAGCACCAGCAUCCAACAGUGCCUCCAGACCAGACACGCACACCAACAGGCCGGCAAGGCGCCAACAAUACCGUCGCCGACCCCGUUCGUCCCGGACGUCAAGACAUUCCUCACGCUCAUCGGCCGCGGCCUGAGCUCGCACACGGCCAAGUUCCCCACGUGGGAGGCGCUCUUCUCCCUGACGUCGCCGCAGCUCCGGGAGCUGGGCAUCGAGCCGCCCCGCACGCGGCGCUACCUCAUCCACUGGCGCGAGAAGUUCAAGGCGGGCCGCUUCGGCCCCGGGGGUGACAUCAAGCACGUCGAGGACGGCAGGGCCAAGCUGGCGGUGAUAGAGGUCGAGCGGGGCCCGCUGGACUUCUCGCGGCACGUCGUCAACGUACCAAUGGACAAGAAGCCCGAGGACGUCCCGCCCGAGGAGAGGGUCAGCGUCGAUGGGUACCACGUCGAGGGGAACAGCGCCGUCGUCGGCCCGUAUGCCCUGCCUAUGAAGGGGGCCCGCGCCGCCACGGUCGCCGUGACGGAGGGCAUGUGGGAGGAGAAGAGGGGCCGCAAGAUCGACGGUGGUGAGAGGAGGCGUGCCGAGGUCAGGUUCAAGAGGCGUGUCGCCGAGCGCAAGGCGGCACGGGAAUCGAUGGGCUUUGCGUGAGAUGGCUUUAGGCGCGAGGCCUAGGCUGCUGUGGGCCGCCCGAGGAUGCCCUGCAUACUGAUAUGAUAAGUCACCUUGUGUAGCCUAUAUGGCCGUUGUACAAACAUCGACACCGUUUCCAAAUCAAGCCAUGUGGGCACUGCUCGGGGCAAUUGAGGGCCGCACGUGCGCUGGAGUGUACAUUCAACCCAAACAGCACUUUAUUUACAGCUGCUGACCAGUUGAAUAACUUGGGUCCCCGCAAAUAGGACCUUUCCGAAGUCUCCAACAUAAAGUGGCGCGGUAUGUGCGUGUCUAGAAUGCCGGACAGCAUGGCCCCCUCCUAUCGAAAAUUCACGCACGUGCAGCACCCUAGAGUGAGGAAGGUCAGACAUUUGGCACAAAUGUGUCGACACACCGCGCCGAGUACUUUGUUUCACUGUCUAGCAUGCCUGAGGAUGGACAGGUAACGCAGUCAGGGUUGGGCCCCCACUGCGGCCGGGCGGGUGGUGUGCUUGCAACUGUGCCAGAAGACGAGAGGCACAGCUUUCCAUUUUGUUGAUCAUGAUGACAGUGUUUGACGCACCAACCACCGGGGUACGGAUGCAACGGCCCGCGACCUCCUUUUUCGGAGAGCACUGACAGCGCCAUGCGUGCCUGACGUCAACGUGUAGUGUCUGGUCCGGCGUGCAUAGACGCUCCCACAGGAGGCCCAGCAUUCUAACAGAGAUAGCGUGGGUUGCCAUCUGCAUAGUCGGUAUACAUGCAAAUUUGGAGGUUGCUUAAGCAUGUAUGCUUUGGAAUAAGACCUGGCUUCAUCUUGAGUUGGCCGAGGCGCUGCGAUUACACACUACACAGCUUGCACACCAGUGCAGACCAUGAGCUGAGCCCCACAAUUUAGAGUUUAGCGGGCCGGGCCGGGGCUCCCAUGCUCGCACUCCCAUGCUGUCGGGUCGAUUCAGCAAAGAGGCGAGAAGAAGUACUGCAGCGAAUUGGAUUUCGGGUGGGUAAAUGUGAUGUCUCUUGUUCCAAGGAAGGUCCAAGCAGCAUUUUAGAAGGAAGAAGGGACGGGAAAAGGCGGUGACAAAGAGGACAUGGUGAUUGGGGCGGCGAUGGUUGAUGGCAGAACUUAUUACCAGUGUGCAGUCAAGAAGCCAUCCAAUCUGGUACAACGUCAUCUGGAAUGGGAACGCGUGUUAUGUAUGGCGUCGAUCGACGGUGUUCCUCACGAUAACCGAUAA
This is a messenger RNA of Diaporthe batatas, 2117 nucleotides long. RefSeq lists its product as uncharacterized. Lineage: Eukaryota; Fungi; Ascomycota; Sordariomycetes; Diaporthales; Diaporthaceae. Gene Ontology annotation, cellular component: mitochondrion. Bases 166 to 897 code for a protein of 243 amino acids. The record is from RefSeq and is a predicted model, not a curated record. The transcript is spliced from 2 exons.